AGCUAAUCAAUUUGUGCACGGUAGAGUAUGUAUAUAUAGUUCCUCUUCAACAGCUCCUUCUUAUUUAUCUUCCAUUCCCAUAUCUGAGCAAAGCCGGAAUCAAUUCUUGUCCAUCAACAGUAUCACUCUUGGCUUUUCAAAUGAGCUUUCUUUUGAAACAUAAUUAAGGAGUGCAGGUGACAAGGUAGAAGCAUGAUGAAAGCUCGUCUUCCACCACCACCGCGCAAUCAGUAUCCAUGGAUUGUAUAUUUCUAUGAAAAACAAUACAAGGGACAGAUCUUUUACGACGCGGAAACAGGAAAAUGGGAGAAGAGGAGGAUGCCAAACAUGUCAAACUCGCAGAUCUGCACCAGCAGCUCUCAUGGCUGGUUAGUCAUGUUGGACUUGCACCCAAAAUCAAGCAAGAGUUGUUUUUUGCUAAACCCCAUCUCCAUGGAGAAGAUCAAGCUCCCCCCGUUGCCAAAACCCUUGAUAAGUGAUGUUGGAUUUUCACCCAAGUAUCAAUGCAUCCUAACCGCGCCUCCAGGCGACCCCACGUGUGUAGUCGCGUUCUUCCAACGUUUUGGGGAACACGCCAUGUGGUGUCGUCUAGGGGGCGACGCAAAAAAAUCUCAGUGGAGGGAACAAGAGUUUGAUCGCCCUCGGCCAUUUACUUUCUCUGUCCUUUGUGGGACCAAUAUUUAUUGCCUUAAUCUAAAGCAUAAAAAGCUCAUGGAGAUGAGUUUUGAUGAAGAGGGGCGAAUGGAAGCGAGGCCAUUGUUGUUACCAGGAGAAAAGAGAAUUGGAAAGGUCCCUUAUCCUUAUCCUCUGCUCGACAAAGAGCAGGAAGAAGAAGAAGUUGAUGGGAACCAUUAUAGGGCAUGGGAAAGUCUUCCAAGAGAGCUUUUGACACAAAUAUUACAACACCUCUGUCUUGAUGAUGCCAAAAGCUUUCACAAAGUCUGCAAAACUUGGGACUCACUUGAAGAUCCUAAGGACCACAACCCCCUCGCCUUUCCCGUUGUACAAUCUCAAUGGCUUGUUCACAAAGACACUUACACUAGCACCGUGUUGAAGUUGUUUCACCCGGUUUACGGCCACGGCCCACACUGCAUCGACAUCCCCGAGCUCUCCCUUUCAAGUUUGGCACAUUCCAACAACGGGUGGCUUCUAUUUUGCAAAGGAUUUCAAGAAACUUUCUUGGUCAACCCCUUUACCAAUGAGAGAGUGGACUUGCCCGACAGACCGAAGGAAAUAUAUAUGAGCGGAAUCUUCUUGUCCGACCCAACCUCUCCGGAUUGUGUUGUUUUCGGUCUUGAUAGUGAUGAUUGGAAUCAUAUUUUGACCAUCUGUCGCCGCAAAGAGACUUGGGAGGAUUUCUAUGACGUAAAUGAUAACGACUUAAGAUUUAGAUCCCAAUGCGCUCCAGCUCUCCACAAUGGCAAGUUGUAUGUCUUGGGCAUCGAAGGCAACUUGAGGGUGUUCGACUUCGAAGGGCGAACUUGGAAAGUUCACGAGGUUUCGGGUCUACCUCCCGAGCUUGGCAAGACCUAUGAUAGCUACUUGGUGCAGUGCGAAGGGAAGUUAAUGGCAGUGUAUAUGUCUUACAUGGGGAAACACAUUUGUGUCCUUGAAUUGGACGAGAGGGACAAAAUGGAAUGGAAAAAAGUGGAGUGUUUGGGUGAAUACAUGUUGUUUGUUAGCGGGCGUUCAUCAUUUGCGGGCAAGAAAGUUAGAGAGGGGAUGGAGAACAAGAUUUACCUCCCAAGAUUCCACAAACAAUAUAUUGUGUUCUAUUGUCUUGAGACGGGUUUGUUCAAGACAUUCGGUAGCAACUUUUCUAAAAAAGAUCUUUUCGGGACGAAAGAACAACUGAGUUGUUGUUGGAUGCAGCCAAGUGCUACUCGUCCUUUUUCUUCAAAACCUGUGCAACUUGAUUGGUUAGAGUCUUCCAAGGACUGAUACAUAUGCAGAUGGGGAGGCAAAAUAGCCCAUUACACUUAUUCUCCACUAGAUAUGUUUACUUGUAUAGUGUUCUAGCACUAUAUGUAAUAUAUUGCGACAUGAACUUCAAUAUUGUACUAAAGAAAACUCAGGUUAUGUU
Messenger RNA from Cuscuta campestris, 2083 nucleotides. The record is from the annotation of a GenBank genome assembly. NCBI's taxonomy places the organism in Eukaryota, Viridiplantae, Streptophyta, Magnoliopsida, Solanales, Convolvulaceae.